UGUAUUAACAACAGUAAAAAAUAUUUUAAACUUAGAUUGCAGAGAACGAAGUUGCUGAUAUUGCUUAUUCUGGGCCUAUCUAUCCUGUCCAUUUAUAUGUUCACAAAUGCAAGAUUGAACGAUGGCGAAGAUGUAGGCCUACCCUUACUUGUAAAGUCCAGGUCAUCAGCGGAGAAAAAGAAUGCUUUUGUGGAAUAUACUGGAAAAACGUGGAUGUCCUUUACUGACGUAGAUAGUCCUGGAGUUUAUCGGGCAUGCGUACCACGGCCGUAUCCCGAGACGAACUUGCAGUCAACAGUGACCGGAGGAAUAGUAGAUGACACAAAGCAAAUGACAAUUAUCCACUGUUUAAACAUGUGCAUUAAGCUUAGUUACACGUACGCAGCUCUCGGAAAGGGUACGCAGUGUCUCUGUAGCAACAUCAGAGGUAAAGAAAACACACUACUCGACUACAAAGACAGUAAGUUUUGUGACGUACCAUGUAGUGGUGAGGCUCUCUACAACUGUGGAGGAGAACAAUACCUGUCGCUUUAUCGAACCAAGGUUACAGAUGAAAGAUGUUCGAAUAUUGUUCUAAAGCCGAAAGGCAGCUUACCCCUAGUGGCACUAGCAAGCUACCCCAGGUCAGGAAACACAUGGACCAGGCAACUCAUUGAAAAAGCAUCCGGCAUCUACACAGGAAGUACACUCUGGGAAUAUGAGAAACGAAUGAAAAUAUCUAAAAAAGGUUUGUGUUUACGCGUAGCCUUCUAAAAUUUAUAAAAAUAAAAGUACAUAUUAUAACCUUUAACUAAAAUUAAGGCAUAACUUUGUCUCUUACGUUUGUGUAAGUUGCUUGAACAUAAUGCAUAAGCAAAAGAUGAAAAUAAUAUUUUUAAUAUCGUUAUUUCUUACAAUAAUAUAUUCAGCAUGUGAUUAUUGAUUCUUGAUAAUUUCUUUUUUAAGUUUUGUGAAAACCAGAUAAAUCUAUCAGUUGAAAUAUAUUUUUUGAAAAAUCCUUUAAGUGUGUAAGGUGAUGAAAUUAUGUCAAAAAAUGUUUAAUAAAGUGAGUGUUCCCCAUGAAAGAUAACAAAAAUGAAAGUAACAUAACCAUACUGACAUAAAUAAUAAAGGGCUAGACCAAAUUCAAUAAAAUAGUUUCCCAGUUUGAUGUGAUGAUUGAAAACUUAAGAAUCUGUAGGAAAGACUUGCAGUCCGCUUUAUAUUAUGGAAAUAUUUCAUAUUAUGGAAAUAUGUUAUGUUAUAUGAUUUCGAUAUAAUAAAGAAUUUGUAUAUAAUUUUUCAAUAUUCGUUAAAAUCAGUGGUUGAACGGCGCAUGCAUGCACGUACCCAGUGGCAUCCAAGGUCAACCGACAUAAACCUGUGCUCCGUGUAUGUUUGUAU
This is a messenger RNA of Anneissia japonica, 1383 nucleotides long. Its product is annotated as WSC domain-containing protein 2-like. The record is from RefSeq and is a predicted model, not a curated record. The transcript is spliced from 4 exons. Lineage: Eukaryota; Metazoa; Echinodermata; Crinoidea; Comatulida; Comatulidae. Bases 97 to 753 code for a protein of 218 amino acids.